This is a messenger RNA of Schistosoma turkestanicum, 4510 nucleotides long. The record is from the annotation of a GenBank genome assembly. NCBI's taxonomy places the organism in Eukaryota, Metazoa, Platyhelminthes, Trematoda, Strigeidida, Schistosomatidae.
UUAAAGCAGCCUUAAUUAUUGGGAAUAUAAUUUGAACAAUAAAAAGUAUAAUUGCAUUAAAGUACUUUUUCAAGGGCUUAACAACAAAUAAGGAUUUAAUUUUAACUCCUUGCCUAAUAUUGCACAUUAUUCAUUAUGUAUUAAUAGUAUCAAUAUAUAAAUUAUAGCAACUAACUAAAUCCUUUUGAGUGAAAUUCCAAGCGAAACAACGAGUCUCCAGCUUUUCUUCAUCAGUCUCCUCUUCCCUUUUAUGUGAUAGUAAUAUGAAAAAUUCGAAAUCAUAUCACUACAAUAUUUAGUGUUUCAAUUGAAACAGAAACAAUCCAAUUACUACUAACAAGAUGUGUACUUAUUUCAAUUUUAUUUUGCUGCUAUUUUUAAUUACUUUUGACUUAUUACCGAACUCUUUUUUAUCAUUAUGUUCUGAUUUGCAUAAAUCAACAAAAUUAAAAACUCAAAAUACUCUGAAUCAGUUUAAACACUGUUGUGAUGAUGGACUGAUUGCCGCGCAUAGUUUAGAUCUACCUAUACUAACAAGUCAAACCAAUGUGCCAAACAGCGAAACAUGUGCAGAAAUUUUGCAGUUUGGAACAUCAGUAGUUGAAGAUGGUGCUGAAAAGUUGUCUUCAGAUCAUUUUUGGUGUCAACGUAUUCAACAUUUCUGUUGUUUGUCAGCUAGAAGAUUAAAAGCUUGUCGAAUCGGUUCAGAUCAUAUUAUUAAAUAUAAUGCAAAAAAUUGUUCAGCUGGUGAGUUCAAUCAUUUGAAUGACAAGAGAUUAACACCAAUAGCUCGGGAAUGUUGUCUGUGUCAGUUAAUAUGGCGUAGAAGUUCAUUAAAUGAUAAUAAUGUUACCGAACAUAAUCAAGAGCCUGUACAAAGUGUAUGUUCUAAUGGAAAUUGUUGUAACUUACUUAGUCAAAUAUUAAUGGAAGACAAUACAACUUCAUCUAAAUCAUCAAUGAUUAUGUCUGACGAUCCUGAUGUUCAUAGAAUUAUAACAGAAUAUUUGACUACAACUGAAGAAAUGGCAUUGUUGUCAACCACUUCAUCUACAUCAAUAGCAAUGACUACUAGUAAAGCUACAGAAGAAAGACAGCCAGCAGAUGAGGAAGAUGACUUUUCAUUCAAUCUUGUUGGUGGGAUAAAUUUUCCAGAUAUUUGGGAAGAAACAGAUACCGAUAAUACAUCACUAAUCAAUACAACUAUGAGUGAUUACUCAAAUAAUAUAGUUACAACAUCUCCUUCUCCUGCUAAUCUUCCUUCAACAACUGAUACGUCAACUGUUGUCACUUCUACUACUACUUCUGUAACGCCUAUAUCGGUAUCAACGGAUACUACCACAAUGGGUGAGACUACGACUACCAGUACAUCGACAAUCGUUCACCAAACGUCAACCACUGAACUAUCAAAGGAAACAACUCCUACUAGCUUAAAAGAAACAAGUCAUUUGAAAACUAUACAGUGUCAAGACAACUUUGUUUGGGAUAAUGAUCAACAAUUAUGUGUUCGACUUGUGUUCUCAUGUCCAGUAGGAAUGUAUCUCAAUAAAGAAACGAAAAGAUGUGUUUUCGAAUCAACUGAGAGAUCAGAUUGUCCAAUAGGUUAUAAGUUAUCCAGUACACGAGAUGAAUGUGAAGACAUUAACGAAUGUAUUGAAGGUCUCGGCUCAGGUACAUUACCAUGUGAAGGUGAGGGAACGAAGUGUGAAAAUCUACCAGGAUCCUACAAGUGUUCUUGUAAUUCUGGAUUUUCAAUGGCCUCAGACGGCACUUGCGUUGAUAUUAACGAAUGUACAUCAACGCAUAAUCCUUGUCUUGUUGGCCAGCAAUGUCGGAAUCUAAUUGGUUCCUAUCAGUGUCUUCGUGAAGUCCCAUGUGGCUAUGGUUAUGUAUUGAAUCCUAGAACUCAACAGUGUGAAGAUGUCGAUGAAUGCAAAAUUGAUCCACUUAUAUGCGGCAAAGGUAUGGCAUGUAUCAAUGUUCGCGGAGGUCAUAAAUGUGUUGAUUAUCAUUGUCCUGGAAAUGCAAAACGAAACAAAGUUGGUGAUUGCGUUCCAUGUCCUACAGGAUAUGUGUACAAUGUUUCGAGUGGAUUAUGUGACGAUAUUGAUGAAUGUCAACAACCGAAUAAAUGUAGAUCUUGGGAGAAAUGUAUAAAUGAACGUGGCUUCUUUUUGUGUGAAGCUAAAUUAAACUGUGCUCAUGGUACACGAAUUAAUGCUAACGGGACAGAGUGUUUAGAUAUAGAUGAAUGCUUGGAGAAAAGCUUUCAUUGUGAUGAUGAGAAAAUAUGUGUUAACACUGUAGGUUCCUACUACUGUACAGAAUCAAACUGUACAGCAACUCAAAUAUAUGAUUAUACAGAAAGAAAGUGUACUUGUGAAAAAGGAUAUCGUGUUCUCGAAAAUCAGUGUGUAGACAUUGAUGAAUGCUAUGAAAAUACACAUAACUGUACAAGUGAUAGUACUUGUAUGAAUCAUAUCGGUGGAUAUCGUUGCAUACGAAUAGAAGAAUGUCCAUCAGGUUUAAAACGCAAAUCACUAUUUUCAAGAUGUGAAGAUAUUAAUGAAUGUGAAUUGAAUUCAGAUAAUUGUGGUGCUCAUACAUUUUGCAAAAAUACAAUUGGUUCUUAUCAGUGUAUAUGUAAACAUGGAUAUAAAAAUAUUAAUGAAACAGAUUGUAUUGACAUCGAUGAAUGUUCAAUAUUCACGCCAGCUGAAUCUUGCCCUGAUUUAAAGGCCCGAUGCGUAAAUACUCAAGGAAGUUACAUUUGUGUCUGUCCUGAAGGUUUUGUUUGGUUAGGUUAUCCAGACUUGAAGUGCAAAGAUGUUGAUGAAUGCAAUGAAAAGCCAAAUAUAUGUGGGAAAGAAAAUCAGUGUAUAAAUACUAUUGGAAGUUAUCGAUGUCAGUGUGCCUCUGGAUAUAAAAAUGGAGAAAAUGAAAAAUCGUGUGUUGAUAUUGACGAAUGCAAUAUGAAACCGUACAAUAAUGAUGUAAAUUACAUAUCACCAUGUCCAUAUUCACUAUGCAUUAAUCAGCCUGGCAGUUUUCAAUGUCAGUGUCCAGAUGGAUUCCGGUUAGGAAGAGGAAAUCGAUGUUAUGAUAUCGAUGAAUGUCAUGAACUGGAGAAUGUUUGUAGAUCAAAUAAUCCACAUGCUCCAAGUCAAGCUUGUAUAAAUCUUAUGGGUAGUUAUCGAUGUGUAUCUGAUGAAACGCCACCAAAUUAUGUGAAACAUCGACUUGGUAAUGGGUUCAGGUAUGAACUAAAAGAUAAUACAAAAUGUUCAAAUAUUGGCGGAAAAUGUGUUCAACGAAUGGAUGAUUUAUUCAUUGAACUAGAUCAAGAUGCACGUGUGCCACAAACAUUAGCACGUAUCGAUACGAAAGGUUUACCUACAGGUGUUGUACGCAUAGAUUUAAGCAAACAUUAUGCAUAUCAAGCAUAUAAUGGAAAACAAAUUCCUGUUUCAACAGCAUUUCGUCUACAGCCAAGUCGUUCACAUGCUGGCAGUGUUGAAGUCCGCCUACUUCGUAAAUUACCAGCACCAAUGAAUAUUCUAAUCUCUGUUCACGUGACAAUAUCCAAAGAUGAUGAAGAGAUUGCACAUGCUGUAACUAAACUUUAUCUGUUUGUUACACAAUCAUUUUCUGAACGAUUACGAACAAGCAGAAUAAUUCAAAGAGGAUUAAUUUAAACAAUACAUUUUCCCUUUUCUUCUUAUACUCGUUUGCAUUUAAAUCUUUUAAUUGUUGUUUGAUUUAAAAUUAUUAGGAAUUUUUAUCCGCAUCCAGUCUGUCUUCCAUCUUUUCUAACAUUCUGUUUUACCGUAAAAUUUAUGAUACAACACGAAAUCGAUCCAGUUAAAAAAAACUUGAGUAAUCAGUUAUCAAAAACAACUAUUUUGCCAAAUAAUAUUUAUUCCGGAGAAAUACUGCAUUGGUGUUGAUACUGCGGAUGAUUUGUGUCAUUGAUUAUUUUACCGCCAAAUUAAGAAUUACUCAUCAAAACUCAGUGAACUAAUAUUCAUCUGAACAGAUAUAGUAAAUUGUAUUUUAGACACAGUCAUAUUCUUAUAUAAUUCGAUCACGGGUUUUAUCACAACUAGCUACCAUAUACAUAUUCGUCAGAUUCAAAAAAUCGAUAGAUUACUCUACAUCGGUCAUGUUAGCAUAUAAACAAACAUAAUCACAUACACACAUAAGUAUAUAUAUAUAUAUAUAUAUAUAUAUAUAUAUAUAUAUAUAUAUAUUUACAAACUAAUCACUUAUUAAUCUACCUUGUCUCUUAUUAAUUUCUUUCUUUUUUAAGCGCCACUUCAUGCGUAUCUAAACAUUGAUGAGAUUUUCAUUUUAUGAGUACAUAAAUAUGAAAUGUUUAAUCUUCUUGUCCAUGGAAUAAAAUUAGUACACUAAUCACCACUCCUACUACCAUUACUAAUACUGCUAUUAUUGUUCAUUAUCGCAUAUUACCGUAAAAUUUAUGUAUAUGUAUGUAUAUGCUUAAAUGCUA